UGCGGCACGCAACAUGGCGGCAGCGGGUCGGGUGGGCGUGAGCGACCCGGCGCGGCUCCCUCAGGGCUUCUGGGAGGCCGUGACCGUGUGGCUGGAGCGGCCGCAGGUGGCCAACAAGCGGCUGUGCGGCGCGCGCCUCGAGGCCCGGUGGAAGUGUGCGCUGGGCGGCGGCCCCGAGGCGGCCCCGACCCCGAACCUUGGGGCUCAGCGGUGGGCGGGCUUCUCCCGGGCCCUCCCCGAACGCCACCCGGAGCUCUUCGCCUUCCUCGCGGGCUCCGGGCCGGAGGAGGAGGAGCAGCCGCCGCCCGAAGUCGAGGUGGUUCUGCGAACUGUCAUCCCCAAGGCCACCACCCUGCCUUGCCCCCUCGGGGACCCCAGGAGAGAGAUGGUGGUGCUGGAUGUCCGUGGUGGCUGUGUGACUUUCCUGCCACUGGAGGCUGGUGAAGGGGAUGUGGUGGUCCAGGCUAGUGGUGUGUACCAGCUGCGAUUGACACAGGACGGGCCGCAGUGGUUCAUAUCUGUUUUCAUUUUCUGUCCAGAAAAGUGGCCCUCGGAUGGAGUGGUCUGUCCGAGCCAGGCCUGGCUGUGCACGGAGCUGCUGGCCCGGCUGGCCCGCUGGAGUGCAGAGCCCAGGAAGAGCCUGUCCACGGGCACCCUGGGCUUGCUUCCACUUGAGCCAUACAGCCGAACCUACCGGCGCCUCAAGGACAAGUACGGGGGCCUGGUCAAGACGUGGCCGGAAGUCACCGAUCCUGAGAAGUUUGUCUAUGAGGAUGUGGCUAUCGCUGCUUAUCUGCUGGUCCUGUGGGAGGAGGAGCGUGCAUCACGGGGACUCACUGUCAAACAGUCCUUCGUAGACCUGGGAUGUGGGAACGGGCUCCUGGUGCACAUCCUGAGCAGCGAGGGGCACCCCGGUCAUGGCAUCGAUGUGCGGAGGAGGAAGAUCUGGGACCAGUAUGGGCCACAUACGCGCCUCGAGGAAGCCGCCAUCACCCCAGGUGAUGAGAUGCUCUUCCCGGCCACGGACUGGCUGAUCGGGAACCAUUCGGACGAGCUUACCCCAUGGAUUCCCGUCAUCGCGGCCCGAUCCUCGUACCACUGCCGCUUCUUCGUGUUGCCCUGUUGCUUCUUCAACUUCGACGGCAAGUACCAGCGGCGGCAGAGCGGAAAGACGCAGUACCGCGAGUACCUGGACUUUGUGCACGAGGUGGGCUCCACCUGCGGCUUCCGCAUGGAGGAGGACAGUCUGCGCAUCCCGUCCACCAAGCGGGUAUGUCUCAUCGGGAGGACCCGAACGUACCCAUCUGAGGAGGAGGUGGCCAUGGAUGAGCAGAGGACCCAAUACAUCCACAGCAGGAAGGGCUGCCCUACCCCAGACACAGCCCUAGACACAGCGGGGCGCUGGUUGUCCGGCUUCCAGCCACGGGAGAAAGUGGAGCGCGUGCGCAAUGGCGCGACUUUGCCCCGGGAGCUCACGGAGCGUGUGGUGCUGCAGGUGGCCCAGCUGCUUCUGGCCAGGACUCAGGGCCACAGCACAGCCUGGAACCCAGGUGGGAGCCUGUCGCUGGCAGAAGUGGCCUGUGACCUGGAUGAAGAGACACGGUGUUGGCUGCGGCACGAGUGUGGGGGUCUGCAGACUCUACUGCGCAAUUUCCACCAAGUGUUUGUGGUGCGCUGUGGGCAGGUCCGCCUUCGAGACUGGAGGGAAGAGCCUUUGGUCAAGGAAGCAGAGGGAGAGGGGACCGUCCUGGGCGCCCAGUGCCAGCGGCUCCCUACAGCCCGAAAGACCCGCCUCUGCUGGUUCUUCCUGCACCACCCAGAUGGCUGCGUGCUGCCCGCCCCGCGUUGCCCCUUUGCUCAUGGGCCCGCAGAGCUGCGGCCGUCCCAGCACCCUCGGAAGCAUCGGCUGCAGCAAGUGUGAGCCCUGGUACUUGCAGGGACAGAGGAGCCUGGCCAGGACCCGCC
Suncus etruscus (white-toothed pygmy shrew) is the source of this 1965-nucleotide messenger RNA. It is a transcript of the gene TRMT44, whose product is annotated as tRNA methyltransferase 44 homolog. Bases 14 to 1921 code for a protein of 635 amino acids. Gene Ontology annotation, biological process: tRNA methylation. The record is from RefSeq and is a predicted model, not a curated record. Lineage: Eukaryota; Metazoa; Chordata; Mammalia; Eulipotyphla; Soricidae. The transcript is spliced from 11 exons. Gene Ontology annotation, molecular function: metal ion binding; tRNA (uridine) methyltransferase activity.